AUGGAGCCAAAUGACGAUGAACUGGAGUCUUUUCGCCGUCAAUGGCGGGAAGAGGUCUCUGCACGGGCUAGAGCGGCUGCUUCUUUGCGGCCAAAAUCUCAGCAACAGGACUCUCAGCAGCCUCCCGAUGUAGAUUUAAGUCAUAGAUUGCCCCCGCGCCAUCUGGCUGCUGGCCAGGCAGAGUACGAAGAACUGGUGACAACAGGGGCACAAUCUGCACCUCACGCACAUGAACAGUUGGUAGACCCAUUACGGACGUUACAUGUCACGUCCGGCGAUGACGACUCUUUCCAUCGCCCGCCGGAGAGACAGCCAACCUCCGCGCUCGAUCACUUUGAAGCUGCGGCGCUGAAGGAAGCCCAGGGGAGUCUUAGAACAAGUUUAGAUUUGUACAGAAAAGCUUAUAGGCUUGACUCCAUGGUUGACCAGCUUUACCGAGCAAAGUACUGUACUCCCUCCCGGAAAAUAGCUGGUAUCACCCCUCCGGGCGAGCCAGCGGCAGUCCCAAACCCCCCCCGUAAUUCACAGGAGGAACCCAUUCUGUCUACGCCGGAGUUGAUAGCUUCCUUUGCUUCCUGUCCUAUCGUCGGUGCGGACCCGAUGAUCGAGAAUACACCCCCACCACCCUGUCCCAUCUCAAAAGUCCCGUCCGAAGUGCUUAUAGAAAUUCUCUGCCACGUGGCUCUUCUGGACCCAGCUGCCUUCAGAAGCUUGUCACUUGCUUGCAAGAGACUGGCAUACCAUUUUGUCUCAGAGCAGCAUAUAUGGAAGAGACUCUGUCAGGGUUCCGAGUUUGGCUUCGGGGCGAUGCACUAUGACUUCUCAUGUGAUGUGCGAUGGCGCCGGAUACAUUCAUUUUCGCCGAAGUUUACGCUUUUCCCCUUUGAUCAGGCCCUUUGCGUGAUUCCAAAACCCUUUUUAUCCUGGAGUCAGGUAUUCCAGACCUUUCCACGGAUCAGAUUUACUGGGAUAUACAUCAGCACAGUAAACUACACACGCCCAGGUGCCAAUUCUACACUGCAAAAUAUCUCCUGGAAUACUCCGAUUCAUAUCGUGACUUACUAUAGAUAUCUGCGCUUCUACCCCGACGGAAGCGUAGUUUCACUUCUGACAACUACCGAACCCAUCGAUGUCGUCCCACAUAUGAGCAAAGAGAACCUCGAAACCCUCUUUGUUGGAACGAACGCCCACCGUCGACACCAGCAUAGCGCUUCAGACAAGGCUUCAGCGGGAGCUCCUCUUGCCAACCCAAUCCCCCAAGUCGCCGCUGCCGCACUGAAAAGCUGUCUCCGUGGCCGAUGGCACCUUAAUAACCCUUACCCGCCGCCGCUUGUGCCUGAGCUUCCUGAAGUGUCGACUGGCCCUUCAGCUACAACAACGCAAGCAGCCCCUGCAAACCCCACUCCACCGCCCAGCAGGUUUAUAUCAGCAUCCACCACAACCUCCGCAGCUGGCAGCAGUAAUGUAAUGCCGGACCCCCGCGACCUGUUCAUCGAAACCGAAGGUGUAGACCCUAAAUAUACCUAUACAAUGCAUCUGGCACUGCGAUCGACUGCUGGUGGUCGCGCGGUGGGUGGGAAUGCGCCAUUACCGUCAAACCCAUCGAAAAAUACGAAGCUGGUGUGGAAGGGAUUUUGGAGCUAUAAUCGACUCACGGACGAUUGGGCUGAGUUUGGGUUACGGAAUGAUAAGGCUUUUGUGUUUAGAAGGGUUAAGGGGUGGGGAAUGGAAUAG
Paracoccidioides lutzii Pb01 is the source of this 1734-nucleotide messenger RNA. RefSeq lists its product as hypothetical. Gene Ontology annotation, cellular component: SCF ubiquitin ligase complex. Bases 1 to 1734 code for a protein of 577 amino acids. The transcript has 2 exons. Gene Ontology annotation, biological process: SCF-dependent proteasomal ubiquitin-dependent protein catabolic process. Gene Ontology annotation, molecular function: protein binding. The record is from RefSeq and is a predicted model, not a curated record.